This is a messenger RNA of Auanema sp. JU1783, 2433 nucleotides long. NCBI's taxonomy places the organism in Eukaryota, Metazoa, Nematoda, Chromadorea, Rhabditida, Rhabditidae. The record is from the annotation of a GenBank genome assembly.
AUGUUUCUGAUCUUUUACAUAUUUCUUCUGCAACCUUUGAAUACCUUUGCACUCCGAUUAGGAGAAUGUCAGGCCUUACCGUUAGGUAUGGAAUCUGGGGAGAUUACCAAUAUGCAAAUAACAGCCAGUACAAGCUUUGAUCGACAAUCAGUUGGACCACAGAAUGCGAGAUUACGACAUGAAAUGGAUUCUGGGGCAUGGUGUCCAAAGCCGCAAAUUGAUAGUAAUUCAUAUGAGUUCUUACAGAUCAAUCUCGAUCGAACACAUAUAGUCUCAGCCAUUCAAACACAAGGUAGAUUCGGAAAUGGAACUGGUCGAGAAUUUACUAAAGAGUACAUGAUUGACUAUCUGAGGCCAGGAAGUAAAUGGAUACGAUAUACUAAUCGAACAGGGCAUGUGCUCAUGACUGGUAACUUUGAUACUGUGACAGCCGUUAUGAGACAGUUGGACCCACCAAUCAUAGCUUCUCGUAUACGCAUUGUUCCUCAUUCCAAAACAAAACGAACCAUAUGUAUGAGAGCUGAGCUUCAUGGAUGCCUUCAUCGAGAUGGGCUUCUUUACUAUUCAACUGUGCCUGAGGGCUCACGCAUGGGAGAUUAUGAUUUUAGGGAUCCCAUUUUUGAAGAUAAUCAGCUCUUCACAGAAACGGGCAUUAAGCGGGGCCUGGGUUUGUUGAGUGAUGGAUAUGUGGCUGAUUCGUCUCCAUUCACGCCUUCAAAUCAUAACGCUUCAUGGAUAGGCUGGAACAAGCAUCAGACUGGUGGAACAAUAACACUUUUGUUUGAGUUUGAUCAAAUUCGAAACUUUUCGGAAAUUCUGUUGGCACUUCAUGGACAUCGUUUAGACAGCAUUGAUGUCAUUUUUAGCCAAGACGGAACUAACUUCCCUUUAUCAUCUCAGAUAUCUUCCCUUGAUAGAUUAGCCGCCAAUUCUACUGCAAAACGAUACGACUUGAGAAUUCCUUUGCACCGUCGAAUGGCAAGGAAAGUUCGUGUAACAAUCAAAUUCCCUGGCGAUUGGUUAUUCCUUACCGAAAUUCAUUUUGCAUCUGGGCCAAUGUCUCAUAUACCUGAGGACUACGAGCUUCUCUCAAAUGAAACCAAUGCCUCGUUUGAUAACCCCAUAGAAGGCUUCAUCAAAGUGGACAGAAACCUGAUGAGCAUCAUAGGACUCUGCGUACUCUUUGUGAUCUUCAUCCUUGUCAUCUUUGGAAUUCUCUGUGUUCGCAAACGAAAAAAUCCAGAGAAAGAAGAUAUGUUCCAACAAGAUGUGAAAAGAGAUUUGAUUAUAACUCAUAUGGGAGGGAAGCAAACUACUCACAUCUUUCCGAGUGCAUUCUCUUCUCAAUACAACACGAACCUCUAUGCAACAGAUAAGACAACGAGCACAAGUGUUUCAACUAAGAGCACAUCCUCAAUUGGUAAAACCACUCCUCCAACUUGGAACGACUUCCACUUCCCUCCACCACCAGAAGAGCGAAUAUAUGCGGAACCCUGCAUGACAUUGCCCCUUCUACCUUCCAAGAGAAGACCUCAAACGGAUUUGAGAUCAUCGAUGACUACAAGAAGGCCAAAGCAUAUAGACUAUUCGGAUGAAGUUCAGCAUUAUGCAACUGGAAAUCUGUUCUCGGACAUGUACGGUUUUGACAAAAUUGAACGUUAUCACUUCAAUUCUCUCAAAUUCGGAGCAGACUUGGGUGAAGGAAAGUUGACAAGGAUUAAAGAAUGUUUCUUACCCGUAAACAAGCAGCCAGCUGUGUACAAGUGUGCGAAAGAUAAGAACAAUCUGCAUGCGAGAAAAGCAAUUUUGGAUGAAUUGAAAACAUUAUCUAUUACUGCUCAUCCUCACAUAGUUCGAUUACUCGGAACGGAUGAGAACGCUUCUCUCCUUCUCGAGCUCAUGCCUCUUGGAGAUGUGAAACAAUAUCUCAAAAACCUAGCUCAACCUCUUCCAUUAUCCUCGAUUCUGUCUAUAUGUGCAGAUGUUUGCUCAGGAAUGGCUUAUUUAGAGUCAAAAGCUUUAGUUCAUGGACAUUUAACUCCGAGCCAUAUUCUACUUUCGGAUACAUUGAGAGCUAAGAUAUCUUCACCUCGAGGUCCUUCACAUCCGGCUCAACUGAGAUACAGUGCUCCAGAGAGCAUUAUCAAUAACAAGUUCUCUUCAAAAUCCGACAGUUGGGCUUAUGCAGUGUGCUGCUAUGAAAUUCUCUAUCAGUGUCAGAAGGUUCCUUACGAAAACUUAACUAACGCUGAGCUUGUGGAAAAUGCUGAACGUGUGUUGGAAGGAAAUGAGAAUGAAACAGUAAUUCUUCGAAUACCAGAAGCUGUUCCUCGAGGUAUCCGAGAAAUAAUUAGUCGCUGCUUCGAUGCUCAUCCUCCUGGUCGUCCAACAUUUGGGCAAAUCUAUACAUUUAUAGACAGAUUUCAUUCUUAG